Nymphaea colorata (pocket water lily) is the source of this 1289-nucleotide messenger RNA. Its product is annotated as cysteine synthase. NCBI's taxonomy places the organism in Eukaryota, Viridiplantae, Streptophyta, Magnoliopsida, Nymphaeales, Nymphaeaceae. Gene Ontology annotation, molecular function: cysteine synthase activity. Bases 161 to 1138 code for a protein of 325 amino acids. The record is from RefSeq and is a predicted model, not a curated record. Gene Ontology annotation, cellular component: cytoplasm. The transcript has 11 exons.
UAUAAAAUGAGUUUAAAAAUCGCACGCCUCUCGUCGGCCGCUAUAAAAUGGGGAAGUAGAGUACCUUCUCUGCGCCUUCCGAAUCACAACUCCUUCGCUCGCUUCGUCCAUCUCAGUGUGAAGAGUUGCAGCCUUCAGCCAAAGAGAAGAUCGUCUGAAGAUGGCGGAAGACAUUCCUGGAAUCGCACACGAUGUCACUGAGUUGAUUGGCAAAACUCCAUUAGUAUAUCUCAACAAUAUUACAGAGGGUUGUGUUGCUCGCAUUGCUGCUAAGCUGGAGAUGAUGGAGCCUUGCUCUAGUGUCAAGGAUAGGAUCGGAUACAGUAUGAUCGCUGAUGCGGAAGAGAAGGGCUUUAUAACUCCUGGAAAGAGUGUCCUGAUCGAGCCUACUAGUGGCAACACUGGUAUUGGAUUAGCAUUCAUUGCGGCAGCCAAAGGCUACAGGCUCAUAAUCACCAUGCCUUCUUCUAUGAGUCUUGAGAGAAGAACUAUCCUCCGGGCCUUUGGAGCUGAACUUGUUCUCACAGACCCAGCUAAAGGCAUGAAAGGUGCUGUUCAGAAAGCUGAAGAGUUGCUAGACAAGACUCCCGAUGCUUAUAUGCUUCAACAAUUUGAGAAUCCCGCUAACCCGAAGGUUCACUAUGAGACAACUGGACCUGAGAUCUGGAAAGGCUGUUCUGGUAAAGUUGAUGCUUUUGUCGCUGGAAUUGGAACUGGCGGUACCAUUACGGGUACUGGACGAUAUCUUAAGGAAAAGAAUCCUAAUUUAAAGGUCUAUGGUAUAGAACCACAAGAAAGCGCUAUUUUGUCUGGAGGAAAACCAGGUCCACAUAAGAUCCAAGGAAUUGGUGCCGGAUUUAUUCCAGGGGUUUUGGAAGUCAAUAUUGUUGAUGAAGUUGUUCAGAUAUCAAGUGAAGAAGCUAUUGAAACUGCAAAACUGCUUGCUUUGAAAGAAGGCCUUCUGGUGGGUAUAUCAUCAGGAGCUGCCGCUGCUGCUGCAAUUAAAAUUGCCAAGCGACCAGAGAACGCAGGAAAACUCAUAGUUGCUGUCUUCCCCAGCUUCGGUGAGCGUUACUUGUCCUCCGUGCUGUUCGACUCCAUCAAGAAAGAAGCCGAGAGCAUGACUUUUGAGCCCUGAAAGAAUUUGCAAUGCCGACUACAGAUCACCUGGUGUUUGUUUUCUUAAUAUUUUGUGCUGUAAUGGCAUCCAAAUAAACAUAGCUUGUUCUUCAAGGAUGUUAAUUUGUAAUUGAAGGUGGUGCUUGGACAUUCGUGAAAUUUCUCCGUCA